Messenger RNA from Hyla sarda, 2257 nucleotides. It is a transcript of the gene GSG1, whose product is annotated as germ cell associated 1. The record is from RefSeq and is a predicted model, not a curated record. The transcript is spliced from 7 exons. Lineage: Eukaryota; Metazoa; Chordata; Amphibia; Anura; Hylidae. Bases 605 to 1579 code for a protein of 324 amino acids. Gene Ontology annotation, cellular component: plasma membrane.
UUUCAAGGGGAUUCCGCUGCACUGUACACACGGUGGAAUUUCCACAGCAGAUGUUUCCACCUCAGAAAUCCUGAUUCCGGGGUAGGCAGAAAGAAUAGACCUGUGUUGCCGUCUAUGAGACGCCGCAUUUCCGAGCGGUCCCAGCGCCCUUCGGAUCAUUUAAAUGUGGGGAAUGUCUGCACGUUUUCCUACCGUAUGUACAUACCCCUAACGCAGUGAUCUGGAAAUGUUAUGAAGCUUUGAUAAAACUGCGCCAAUUCAUUAUACAGUGCGAGACGAUGUGAUCCAUGUGACAAUUUCCUGGAGUUCUUAUAAUAAAUUGUGAGUAGUACACUUAUGGCGUGUACAGGAUCUGAGAUCAGAAUGAAUGAGAGGGGCUUAGAGGGAACAGCUGGGAGCUGAUUGUUUUGUGGAUUAGGAACCUCCAUUUCUGUGCAGCAGAUGUCGGUGAUUUCGCGGCGAUGAUUCGAGUUGGUCCCUGGGUAUUGCUAUUAGACGGGAGCAGAGGAGUAUUAGCCGCAGUUCCCUCUUCGCUCUGCUUGUUGCAUCUUCAAUCUGCAAUCCGUAAAAAAAACUAUUGUAUGCGCUACGCUCCGGCCGCACCAUGCACCUCUCCUCCGAAGCCGUUUCAUCCGCGAGAUUCCUGCAGAAGGCGACCUCCAUGGAGAUCACAGAGGUUGUCCCGUGGCGCCGGGCAAUACUGGCCAUCGGCUUCAAUCUGCUUUCCCUCACCCUCUCCACUGUAGCCCUUCUGAGCAGUUACUGGUGUGAAGGCACACAGAAAGUCCCCAAACCUCUUUGUGGCAAUGGGAAGGCCACUAAAUGUAUAGUGGUUCCCAUGCCCGUGGAGAGCAUCAACGCCUCUGGCCAGGACGUGGUGCAUUACAGCUGGGAGACAGGAGAUGACCGAUUCGCCUUCCGCUAUUUCCAUACUGGAAUCUGGUAUUCUUGUGAAGAGAACAUUUUGGGGACAGAUGAGAAAUGCCGAAGUUUCUUGGAGCUAACCCCCCCAGCUGAAAGAGGGAUCUUAUGGCUUUCCUUAGGAUCAGAACUGGUGUACAUCACACUAUUAAUUAUAAGCUUUGGGCUCCUGCUACUAGAAAUUAUUUACACUGGAAACCCCGUCUGUGGACUGAAGCUGAAUGCGUUUGCUGCCAUGUCCUCCGUGCUUUCAGGCCUUCUAGGGAUGGUAGCGCAUAUGAUGUACACUCAAGUUUUUCAAGCCACUGUGAGUCUUGGACCCGAGGACUGGAGACCACAUUCAUGGGAUUACGGCUGGGCAUUUUACACUGCGUGGGCGUCCUUCACUUGCUGCAUGGCUUCUGCUGUCACGACCCUCAACACUUACACCAAAACUGUCCUGGAAUUCCGAAGAAAUCAGAGAGCGUUUCAGCAAACCUUGAAGGAGCAAACCUGCUUUCUGAAUCACAAAGGAAUGAACUGCUAUAGAGACAAGCCUAUCCAUUCUGUGUCCGAAAGUGUGGACUUCUACACGGAGCUUCAAAAGAAAGUCCUUCUACGGGACCAUUCAAUGGAUCUCCAAGAUGUAGAGGAGUCCAUGGAUGAAGAACAUUGCUAGUCCAUGGGAUCAUUCAAGAUGGCUGAAGUGUCAGUAGGGAUGGAGGACUGGUCCAAACACCAGCCGAGCAUGUUUUCCUAUCUAGCUCUGGAAUGUCUGUAGAGGAAAAUCUUGAUGAAAACUGAUGCGUUGUUUUUCUUAUAAUUAGUGAUUAGUUUUUGCACAAAAACUGAUCCUGAUGGGACUGAUGAGUACACAGAGCCAGGCUCCUCAAACAGGUUUAUUCUCCACCCUUGCCCUGCACAUGCUGAAGACAUGCUAACCUUGACUACUUAAUCUCCAAUAAACAAAUCAGGGCCUUAUCUGUAAUCCGGGGAUUAGGCGUUCCCUUCUAAAAAACUGCAGGGAAAUUAGUUAUGAAAAAAGGGAUUCAAACCGCUCAAUGAAAGACACAAAUUAAAGAGGAAGAUCUGGGAUGGCUCCCAUAAUCCUUUGCCAUCGUUCCUUCCUGCUUUAUCGGUAUGAUUACCAUCAGGUUUGCCGAACUGGAUACAUCAUAUGUUAACAUACACUUAAGACACAUUUCUAGAUUUUAACAUCUUUGUGUUUUUUGUUUUUUUUCCCAUUUGCUUCUUGAUGUUUUUCUUGUGCCUGUCUAGAUCAGGGAGUGGCAGACGAUUUAAAAUACACAAAACUUGUUGGAGUUCUACAGGUGUCAGACAUAGGGUACAAUGUACA